Messenger RNA from Humulus lupulus (European hop), 1195 nucleotides. RefSeq names its product putative F-box protein PP2-B8. Gene Ontology annotation, molecular function: protein binding. The record is from RefSeq and is a predicted model, not a curated record. Lineage: Eukaryota; Viridiplantae; Streptophyta; Magnoliopsida; Rosales; Cannabaceae. The transcript is spliced from 3 exons. The coding region runs from base 286 to 1071 and encodes 261 amino acids.
CUCAUCCCUGUAUUUCUCCUAUCCCUCUUGCCAAUAAUUAAUUUUUGAUAUCCUCCAACGAUUCUAUCUCUUACACUCUCCAUCUUCCAAAAAGAAUCAAUCAUAUGCCAAACAUAGCGUUAAGAUUCAUAAAUGAGUUUACUCGUCAAUGUCGUAGCAACUAAGUCUUCACCAUAUUAAAAUUAAAACCCAGCUCCUUCCUCAAAAUCAAAUCUCAACCAUUAAAAACAAACUAAAAACUCGUAACCAGAAUAGAAUAGAACAUAAAUCUUCACUUCAUCUCCAAUGGCCGAUUUUCCCGAAGGCUGCAUAGCCGAUAUCAUCUCCUUCACCACUCCUCGCGACGCAUGCCGCCUCUGUUCGGUGUCCACCACCUUCAGGUCCGCCGCCGAAUCCGACACCGUGUGGAGAAGUUCCUCCCGCCGGAUUUCUCCUCCGUCAUCUCCCGAUCCACGCAUCCUCCUCCUACUUUCUCUCGCCUUAAAGACUUGUACUUCUCCCUCUGCGAUAACCCCUUGCUCAUCGAUGGGGAUAGCAAGCUUCUCAUUGCAUAAAGAAAGUGGGAAAAAGUGUGUCAUGAUAUCUGCGAGGGAGCUCGCUAUUACUUGGGGUGAUACCCCUCAAUAUUGGGCAUGGAUUCCUUCACCUGAUGCUAGGUUUGAAGAAGUGGCUGUGCUGAUCAGCGUUUGUUGGCUGGAGAUCGUUGGGAAUAUCAGAGUUUCGAUGCUAUCUCCGUCGACAUUGUACGCUGCAUAUAUCGUCUUCAAGCUGACUGAAUACAUUCAGGGAUUCGAUACCCAAGUGGGAAACAGUGGAAUUAGAGUUGUUGUGGGUAAUGGAGGGAAUGGUUGGGUCUGGCAAACAGCGGUUUUGGACGGCGAUUACGAUAGAGAAGAAGGCGGUGGCCAUAAUUAUCCCAAGGAGAAAAGAGAUGGGUGGAUGGAAACGGAGCUGGGUGAGUUCUUCUACGAUGGAGGAGAAGAGGGGGAACUGCAAUUGAGCUUUGAAGAUUUGAGUAGCCAUUGGAAAGAAGGUCUCAUUGUUCUUGGCUUCGAAAUUAGACCAAAAUAACUCUUUCUCGUUUAUAUAAUUGUUCUUGUGUUUAUGUUGUGUGUUUAUGUUGUUUAUUCACACUCUCUAUAUCUUUAUUAUUAUUUUGGGAAUUUCCAGCAUAAGAGGCCCGUUUACUAUCUAA